UUGUAGGGAAAGUCGCGUCACUGUGUUGAGUGUCUGAAGCCGUUGGCUUCGAACCGCCUGGCUUUGUAUCUUAUCUAUUAGCGUUAAAAUGUUAAUUAAUUUCCUUGUUAUAUCAAUUUUGCAAUCUUUGGAAAGAGAUAACAUGGUUUAGCUUUAACACGUGGAUUACAGCGGAAGCCAUCUAUCAAAAGAUUUCAGACAAAGUAGGUAGCUAGCUACUGGAUUAUGGGGACACAUUUUGAAAGAGCAGCUAGCUAGCCUUGCUAGCUAACCAGCACCGUUCAUAUAAAGAACGAAUCUUGUUUUUGUUUUGUUAUUGGAACACAGGAAUAAAUGCAAAAUAUUGCGACCCCUUUCUAAAGCACUGACGUUAUUGAGGAAACUUACUAUGACCGAGAUGUGGUUGUCCCACCUAGCUAUCUUGAGAUGAAUGCACUAACUAUUGCUGAGUUCCUCCUCUGGACGGUGGAGCAAUGAGCUUCUGAAAGACACUUGAUCACAUGGCUCCCAUUCCCUUCGUUGACCACCAGGAUUAAAAAUGAGCAUUAGCAGUGAUGAGGUCAACUUCCUGGUGUACAGAUACCUGCAAGAGUCAGGCUUCUCCCACUCGGCGUUCACCUUUGGCAUAGAAAGCCACAUCAGCCAGUCCAAUAUCAACGGAGCCCUGGUUCCCCCUGCUGCCCUCAUCUCCAUCAUCCAGAAGGGCCUGCAGUACGUGGAGGCAGAGGUCAGCAUCAAUGAGGAUGGCACUCUGUUUGACGGGAGGCCCAUCGAGUCGCUGUCUCUGAUCGACGCUGUGAUGCCCGAUGUGGUGCAGACGCGGCAGCAGGCCUACCGGGAAAAGCUGGCCCAUCAGCCGCAGGCAGCCGGGGCUGGCAGCGCCAGUGGCACCCAGGGCCCCCAGCCCGGCAGCACCAAGAAUGGAGAAGGUGGAACCGCUGCCAACGGCGAGGAGAAUGGUGCCCACGCCUUAGCAAACCACCAUGCAGACAUGAUGGAGGUGGACAGGAAUGUUGCGAUUCCCCAGAACAAGGCCAUGGUGCUGCGAGGCCACGAGUCCGAGGUGUUCAUCUGUGCCUGGAACCCCGUCAAUGACCUGCUCGCCUCAGGGUCUGGGGAUUCAACGGCGCGGAUCUGGAACCUGAGUGAGAACGGCACAGGCAGCUCCACCCAGCUGGUGCUGAGACACUGCAUUCGGGAGGGGGGUCAGGACGUACCCAGCAACAAAGACGUCACCUCACUGGACUGGAAUAGUGAGGGUACGCUGCUAGCCACAGGCUCGUACGAUGGCUUUGCCAGAAUAUGGACUAAAGACGGUGACCUCGCCAGUACCUUGGGCCAGCACAAAGGUCCUAUAUUUGCCCUCAAAUGGAAUAAGAAAGGCAACUUUAUUCUCAGUGCAGGAGUAGAUAAGACCACGAUCAUUUGGGAUGCUCACACAGGGGAGGCCAAGCAGCAAUUUCCCUUUCACUCAGCGCCGGCCCUGGACGUGGACUGGCAGAGCAACAACACGUUUGCCUCCUGCAGCACGGACAUGUGCAUCCAUGUGUGUAAGCUGGGCCAGGACCGGCCAGUCAAGACCUUCCAGGGACACACGAAUGAAGUGAACGCAAUCAAGUGGGAUCCUACGGGGAGUCUGCUGGCCUCCUGCUCCGACGACAUGACACUCAAGAUCUGGAGUAUGAAGCAGGACUCGUGUGUCCACGACCUGCAGGCCCACAGUAAGGAGAUCUACACCAUCAAGUGGAGCCCCACGGGGCCUGGGACCAACAACCCCAAUGCCAAUCUCAUGCUGGCCAGUGCGUCGUUUGACUCGACUGUGCGCCUGUGGGACGUGGAGCGCGGCGUGUGCAUCCACACGCUCACCCGCCACCAAGAGCCCGUCUACAGUGUGGCCUUCAGCCCCGACGGGCGCCACCUAGCCAGUGGCUCCUUCGACAAGUGUGUCCACAUCUGGAACACACAGACGGGUGCUUUAGUUCACAGCUACAGGGGAACGGGGGGCAUCUUCGAGGUGUGCUGGAACGCCACGGGGGAUAAAGUGGGAGCCAGCGCGUCAGACGGAUCAGUUUGUGUACUAGACCUGAGGAAAUGACGCUCGUUUGGGGAGCCAUGGACCGACUACGAAUGUGUACAUAGCCAAAAUGACUGUCCCAGCCUGUCGUCUACACUGCUGUAGUCCCAUCAGAAGCCAUGGCCCAUCAUCACAACCACCAUUACCAUCACAGCCAAACAGAGCACCCCAACACCCCCAUAAACACACAGACUACCCCUCCAGAGAAGAGGUCAAACUAACCCCCAGCAAAGGGGAUCUGGACUUCCCUCAAGUCCAACUCAGACCCACAGGAGAGAAAAAUGACUAUAUUAUGGUCACCGAGACAAAAAUCAUAUUGAAGAGAAGAGGACCCAUUGCAUACAUACCAAAAUAUCUGCAAUUUGUUGUUUUAUUUAUUUAUUUUUUUAUCCUUUAUACCAGAAAUGAGAAAUGUUAAGCUUCCCCCCCCCCCCACGUUGUUGGUGUGUGCAUAUUGUACAUGUCCACAUUUUUUGUUGUCCUGUGGCCAUUUUGUUUUGCUUUAGGUUUGUGUUACAUGUCGAGAGAGGUAAGGUCAGUAGGAUUUUUUUCUUAAAUUUGGGUUUCAAACUGAUAUUGGGAGAAAUCAUUCAUUUUGGCACUGUCCAUGCAUGUUUUUGUGGUUCACAAAUACAUUGAACAACAAAUAUAUAUUUAUAAAGUUGAAAUAGGUUCAUUUGUUUUCAAUUCAAAGCUUCAAACAAUUAAAUUCAAAGUUUUUUUUUCAGUUUGCCAAAAUCCUUUUAUUAAACAUUUUUGGGAGAGCAGCUAGAGGGGAUUAAAGGUGCCAUAUGCAUACUUGUACUUCUUAUUACCUUUAAAUGGCUUCAGGUGUGCAAAACUGUUAACUUAGUAGAUAUCUGAGAAUUCUAAUAAACUCUUGGACUAAAGAUCAUCACUGCAGCUACUAGAAAGCCCCAUCCUCUUACAUUCUAACUACAUGUGAUGUUAGAUUUGAGUGUAAUGGAUUGGUUAGGGGAAGUUGCAGACACUGAUCUAAGGUCAGUUUGGCGUUUUCUCCCGUAAUGGCUAUGGCUAGGAUUGGGGGAUGGUAAGCUGAUCCUCGAUCUGUGCCUCCGGGGAGCUUUUAGCCAGAAUAUAGGGAUGGCAGUGCUUUGGGUAGCGCAUGAAUGACAGGACAACCCACAUUCAAAGCCACAAUGUGGGUUGUGUUCAGUAGGACACUAAGAAGCAACAAGUUUUGCAAUGGAAAAACACGUGUUAAACUUUGGACACGUUCAAUUAGAACCUCCACGUUUCAGAACGAUUUCUCCCUAUUGAACACUCUCCAUGUAUUCUGAUUGGUUGAUAAAGGAUGUUACCAUUAACAUCUGAGCUGUGCUAUUCACGAUAUGUUGUACCUCCAAUGUCCAUUGCGUGCCCUAGCUAACAAAUGCUAAAUGAUAAUCAGACUAAGCCAUCACUUUAGUUUAUUUUUUGCUUUGGUUUGUUGACCGGUCUUGCUUGGUAAUUAAUCUGGACAUACUGUAGCUGUCUUGAUUUCAGCAGUAACACCUGCAUAGAGUGACGUGUACUGUACAGAGGACCUUCAUAGCACCUACAUAAGUAUUACGCCGGCCCUUUCAAAUGUAUGCAGUCAGUUUCAACCAUGCUUCCUUCAAUCGACAACCAACUCAUCAUAUUUGAAAUGUUAACGCUGGGCAACCUUAUUGCAAUUUGUCAUGUUGAACAAAAUGUUUGAUUGUCAUUGACUGUUGAUGUCUGGGAUCUAGUGAUGUUGAUGUCUUCAGGUGUCAUGUUUAGGUGGUUGACUCCGACGUCAAAGUUAGCCGGUAGUUUUCGGACCCGAAAGAGGUCUAAAGGCGUCCGCAUGCUUCAGUUUGCCUGGCGGCUAGCCAAAGUCAGCUAGGCGAACUGAACAAGUGUGCUCGUAUACUUCUGCAAAAGACCUUCACUUAAAAAAAUUGAAACAAGCGGCAAUAGUACUGUUUGUCCAUUUUGAGACACCGUAGCCAGUAUACACUUUCUCAAAAUAAUCCAAAUUAAUAUAAGAUAACUUAAAUCCUGAGUUAUUAUUAUUUUUAUUUUUAACCUUUUUGUUUAACUAGGCAAGUCAGUCAGUUAAUUCUUAUUUUCAAUGACGGCCUAGGAACAGUGGGUUAACUGCCUUGUUCAGGAGCAGAGCAACAGAUUUUUACCUUGUCAGUUUGGGGAUUCGAUCUGGCAACCUUCCGGUUACUAGUCCAACACUAACCACUAGGUUACCUGCCGACCCAAAUCUAUCAUUAAUUUUUACAUUUUUGCAGAGGAGAUCUUAGAUAUAAAAUUGUGCGACUAAGAUGUUUGGUGCAGUAUUUCUCAAUGAAAAAAAUGAGUUGUCUCGUUGAAUGUCAACACAGACUUCACUGAAGAAUCCUGUUCUUCAGGAUGUUGACCAAUCACUGACGAACAGGUGUAGACUUCAGCUACCAACCUCGGCUUUUCUCGAUAAAAUAUUGUGUGCCUGGAAAAACCCUUACUGAAGUCCAAAACUAACAAAAACAUCACAAAAUGUCAUAAUAUAUGCACAAACUCUUCCGAACUGUUUCGGCUGGGAAGCAUGCGGACGCCUUUACACGAGAUUAGUCUACGUUCCAAGAGUUUUAUUUUUUUUUUUUUUUUUUGAGUUCUAUAAACAUCUGACAAAGUUAGAUUUUUGGAGUGAACCAUUGCUUUAAGUGUUCUGUUUUAGGACACAAUGCUGUGUCUGCUCUUUGGUCGUGGUUUUAAAAGUGAUUUUGUGCACAGCACCAACACAGGCUGUGUUGAGGCCUAUGCAUGGAUAGACAGCGUUUUUGUUUUGUAGUGUUUCAGAAGGUGCAGGUUUUUAUUUUAAAAAAUUAAGCCUGUUUUUUUUGGUUUUUCUUUUGCAGGGAGAUUAGUUGAUGAGAAGUGGACUUUGGGACAUAUAUGACUUCAUGUAACUACAUAUAAUAUAUCUGUGACAUCACAGGCAAUUCUUUUUAUAUGCCACUCAAGUGCAAAAAAAAAUCUAACUCUUGAAGACAUGCUUGGAAAAUGUGGCGGUACUAUACAUCAUGUGGGUCUUUUACCAUGAGAAAUGGUUCUUUAUAAAAUACCAUUAAACGGUCAUAGCUAUAAAAGAGAAGAGCAGCCCUAAGACUGGGUUUAUUAUUAUUUUUUUCUUCUGCACUUCAGAAGAAUGUGUAACAGGGAGACGUUUAAACCAGGGUUGUAGUCAAUUCUAUUUUGAUUCAUCCUGUAAGUGAACUUUCAAUUCAAGAAUUGAAAAAAAUUCCUUUCAAAAUGAAUGCCACUUUUUUUUUCCAUUCUUGAAUUGGAAUUUCAGUUCAUCCCAUAAAUUUCAUUUAGAGUUGACUCCCAACCCUGGUUGGCACAUCCAGACAGGGAUUAAUGCUUGUGGUUUUAUUUCACUCUCAGCUGAACGUGUGCAGUAGUUCUGUUAAAAAGGAAGGGGAAAUAGUAGUGUCUAAACUGUUGACUUAUUGGUUACACAUUGGAUCCAGGCCAACUUCAUGGCAUUCCAAAAUCCCAUAUCUUAGCCCUAGCUAUCAUCCUGUCGCUUUAAAACACCAAUGUUGUUUUUUGUUGUCUUCUUUUCAAAGGCCUCCUUUGCGAUUUUCUUUCUCAGAAUGUCACUUGUUUUACAAACAAAUUUUGUACAGAAGCUAAGAGUAUUUUGAAGUUUUCUUUAAUAUAAUCAACAGUGAGUGGAUUGUACCACGAUGACACAAUUUAUUAUGAAGUCUAUGACAGUGGAAUGGUAUUUUAUAACCCUUUUGUUUUUAAAAAGAGAUGCUUUUUACACUGCAUUCAAGUGUUUGCUAUUUUUUUUUGUUCCUACCUAAAGUACUAAUUCUAUCUUUGCUAUGUCUAAAAAGCCCUUGAAGGUUUUGUACUCUUUGGAAACUUUUAUAAUUCAGAUUUAUUUGUAGCUAUGUAAGCAAAAAUGAACAAAAACAAUAAAUCUCAACUUUAACAAGGACGUGUCAUAACACCCUGGACCAUGUAAAUACCUGUUUGCAGAUUUGUUUUUGUUCCAUGUUGUCUUUGCCCUCACCCUUAUGUUCUCUCUCUCAUAUGGUUGCCGAGACUCUCUCUGCAACCUACGCAUUUGACUGUUGUAAUAUCACUCAGAUCUUUGAAACGUCUAGAAUAAAAUCUAUUUUGAUAAUA
Molecule: messenger RNA, 6232 nt
Organism: Oncorhynchus kisutch (coho salmon)
Lineage: Eukaryota; Metazoa; Chordata; Actinopteri; Salmoniformes; Salmonidae
Product: F-box-like/WD repeat-containing protein TBL1XR1
Exons: 16
Coding region: 539-2095 (518 amino acids)
Biological process (GO): regulation of transcription by RNA polymerase II
Cellular component (GO): histone deacetylase complex
Molecular function (GO): transcription corepressor activity; protein binding
Source: RefSeq, a predicted model, not a curated record